This is a messenger RNA of Bactrocera oleae (olive fruit fly), 20622 nucleotides long. It is a transcript of the gene Traf4, whose product is annotated as TNF receptor associated factor 4. Gene Ontology annotation, molecular function: zinc ion binding; protein binding. Gene Ontology annotation, biological process: tumor necrosis factor-mediated signaling pathway; regulation of apoptotic process; protein K63-linked ubiquitination. NCBI's taxonomy places the organism in Eukaryota, Metazoa, Arthropoda, Insecta, Diptera, Tephritidae. The record is from RefSeq and is a predicted model, not a curated record.
AAUAACUUAACUUUUAAUUUAAUUAUUAGUAUAAUUUUUUUUUAAUAACUUAACUUUUAAAUUAUAUUUAAAUUUGCUUACACAACAAUAAACCGAAAAAAUAAAAAGUAAAUUUAUAAAACAACAAUUGCAACAAAAUAGUGCAAAAUGAAUUACAAACAAAAAAAUCGAAUCAACUAAUCGUCAAAAUAAACGCGAAAUAAAUAAAUCAAAAUCUCGAAAAAUUAAUCAGAAACCCGAAACUAAUGCAAAGAAAUGCAAAUAAAAUAAUAACAACAAUAAUUUAUGCACAAAACCGGAUGUGGUUUGUUUUUAAGCCAUUACACAUCGUAAAUUUAUUUUAAAUAUAUAAUACAAAUUUAUAUGUAUGUAAGUAGUAAAUAUAUAUAAGUAUUGUGCCAUUUCACUUUAUGCGGAAUUCAACGCCGCCAACACGAACAACAACAAAUGCAAAACAGCUGUUGAUACGAGUAUCCAACCAAAAUGUGUAUCAAAUUACUCAGCUCCUAUGCAAAUUGAGGCCAGCUGUCAAUUAGCGAUAAAAUAUAUUCACUUACGUAGUUAUCUACAUUUAUACAUAUGUACAUAUGUAUGUGAUUUUAUGUGUUUGCAUGCUAGCAUUUGAGACUGGAUUUUGCUGGGCAAAAGCAUAAUAAACGCCAUUGAUAAGCGAAGGUAAAUAACAACGGUACUUCUUAUGGCCUAAAUAAGCAAUUCUAAUGGGUGGAGGGAAACUAUUUUUCUACGCAUAAAAGCAAAGAAAUGUGCAGUAGGCUUCUACAGAAGUAAGUCACGAUUAGCAGGAUUUGAAGUUGUGGGAGAUAGUUAAUGCGAAUGACCUAGAAAUAUAACGGUGAAAAAAACUGUAUUUUUGGGAGUGGCUGGUGAGUAGUGAGGGAAGCCUAAAAUGUUAUUUGGAGUGAAAGAAAUGUUUGAAAUUAAACAAAAAAAAUAUUUUGAAUAUGACUUAUGGGAGAGUUUAUGCAAUACUGUGAUGAAUAGUGUUAUGGCAUGAAAUUCAAGCAGCAUACUCACGUGAUUUUCGUUUGCUUGCAAUUCUUAAGCGAUUUAUGCUAAUUUUUCUUUUGAUUAGAUGUUUUUUUGUUUUAAGUUAACUUCUUAUAAAAAAGGAUAUUGCAAUUAUAUAGGGUAAAAAUAGAGAAAUUUCGAUUACUAUAAUAUUAUUUUGGAACAUAUAAAAUAUAGGUAUAUAUAUAACCGUUAUCAAUCAAUAUCAAUAUAUAUACAUAUAUCAUAAAUAAUAAAUAGAAUAUGCGAGCCAUUUCAGAAAAAGCUCUACACUACUUACAUAUAUGUAUAUAAAUAAUAUUUAUUACUUUACAUACAUAUAUGUAUACAUAUAUACACCCAAACACACCCCUUCACUGUUACAAAUUUCAUAAAUUUUCCAACGUCAAACGCAAUCGAUAGCUAUUUGUACAAGUUUUAUCGCCUACGGCAUUUCUGUGCAUCAACCCAGAGUCAAUAAAGUUUAUGCAGUCAAAUGUAGAUAUAUACAUACAUAUGUGUUUUUUUAUACAUAUAUACAUUAAAAAGUCUUGUGUUUACAUUGUAUGGCUGUUAAUACCUUGCUACUGUGCACAUUCAAAGCCUUAAAAAUCAAUUCCAUAAAUACUAUAAAGCGUCAAGUAUUUAGUUGCACAUAAGUAAAUACCCACACAUAUAUGUACAUUCAAUCAUACAUAUUUACAGAUGAGUAAAAUAUAACAUGUGUGUCACAAACAAAUAGUUUAAAGCAAGAAAAACUAAGUUUUUAUUAUUAUUUUCACUUUAACGCUCAGCAGUUUGUGUUAGCGUUGUGUUAUAAAUGAAAUUGUUAGUGUAAAAGCAGCACCAACAACUAAACAAAUGCAUUUUAUUUAAACAAGCAACUGCAUUUCAGUCAAAGAUAUCGGUAAUUCCACAUUUAUUGCCUUCUUUAAUUUAAUGCCAAACAAACAAAACCAAAAAUUUGUUUAAACAAAGUGGCAACAUUUUUGUCUGCGCUCCAAUAUUAGUUACUAUGUGUGUGUUUUUGUGCAUUUUCAAUAUUUGUAUGUAAAUGUAAAGGAAUGUAUAUGAACUGCAAAGAAUGCGUUUAAUAUGAAGCACUGAAAUUUGUUUAAAUAUUUGAUUAGUUGGCGCUUUGAUGGCGGCGCGAUAAAGAAAUUUUAGGGAAAAUAAUUAAUUUCUUUUAAUAUUUAUUUUACUUGUAAUUAAUUAAAAAGUUAUAUAGAUAUAAUCUAAUUUGAAUUAAAAAAAUUAAUAUGAUUAAAAUUUGUUUCUUUUGAAUUUUUAAAAAUUAAAUAUGAUUUAAAUGUAUUUUUUUAAUAAUAAUAAAAUUUUAAAUUUUUCAAAUAAAAAGUUUAAUGUUAUUAAUAUAAUAAAAUUUAAAUAGUAAUUAAUAUAAUUGGAAUUUGUCUUUUUUUAAACUAUUUUUAAAUUUUAUUAAAUUUAAAUUUUUUCGUUCAAUUUUUAAAAAUUAGUUAAUACAGGUAGUCAUAAAAUAUUUUAACCUACAACUUAACAACAUUUUUUUAAGUAAAAAAAAUUAAGGGUAAUUAAAAAAAUUAAAUGUAAUAAAUAAUAUAUGUAACUUAAUUUUUUUAACUUAAUAUAUAAUUUUUUUUAUUAACAACCCUUAAUUUUUUUAAGUUUAAUUUUUGUAAUUUUAUAUUUUUUUAAGUCUAUAAUUUUUUUCAAUUGCAUUUACCUAAAUUCGAAUUUUUUUAUUUAUUUUUUAUGAGUUAGUAGGUUAGAGUUGGUGAUAAAAUAGAUUGACCGGCAAGUUAACUAAUUUUUUAUUUUUUAUUUUUUUUUUGAAAAUUUGAGAAUCAAACUUGAUUUACGUAAACCAUAUGAACAUAUAGUACACGUAUAUACUAUAUAUAUGUACAUAUCAUAUGUAUUUCGUAGCUCUUCUUUCUACAAAAAAUUUGUUAUGUGAUGCGUUUACCGUGGCCAUUAAAUAUAAAUAUAAAUUGCAUUUAGUUUUAUAUAUUUGUUUUUAAUUUUUUUCCCCUGAGCAACACUUCUCACACUUCGCUGACCUUUGCUUGCUUACAAAUUAAUAGCCGAAACAAUUUAAAUAAUGCACAAUAUUAUAUAAAAUUACACUUAAACGAUUUCGCCUUGAAGUAACUUCAUAAACAAGCAAAUUAAUAUACUUCGGAGGCAUAAAUACAUACAUAAAUAUCUUAUAUAAGACAUUAUACAGAUGAAUGUACUAAGCUUUUAUGCAAAAAAAUUUUAAGAUUGAAUGUGUGUAUAUGUUAAUUUUAAUAAUUCACUCGUGGUGACAAAUGGCAAAGUGUAAUGUGCAGGGAAAUGACAGGUGAUUAUGUACCAUUUGUACAUAGUAUGAUACAUAUACAUAUAUGAUACGCAAUGUCAAACGUUUGAUUUUAUUUGUUCUUUUUUCAAGUACAAAAAUUUGGCUAAAAUAGAAUAAUACAAAUUGAAGUGUUUUAAGAGGUGCAAUUAAAGGGCGCAUGCGUAUGGAAAUUUUUUUUUAAAUAAUUGAAACAAAAUUUUCUAUGAAUAAACAAAUGUACCCUAAAUUAGUAAGAAGAAACUAGUAAAAAAAAUAUACUUUAAAAAUAAAAAUAAAUGAAAUAUAUACAAAUUCAUUAAUUAAUUUAAAAAAAUUCUAAAAUUUAUAAAAAAAAUUGUAUUCUAAUUUCUUAUAAAAAUAAAAUGUAGUUUAUUACCUUGAUAAAAAAAUAUAAAAAAUAAAUAAAUUAGGAUUUAUAAAAUAUUUCAGGCCAAUUUUAUACAUAAUUAGGUAUGUUUUCUGUAUUUUUUUUUUUUUGUAGUUUUUCUUUUUUGUGAAUCCAAAUGCAUAGGUAAAAUUAAAUCUUCAUAGCUUCCAUAUACAGAAUUAAACAUUUUUUAUGAAAUUAAAAAUAAAUAUUAAAAUACAAAAAAAAAUUAUAUAAAAAAAUGUGUGUCAGCAAUUCACAAUUUUUACUUUUCUAAUGAAAUUAAAAAAAAAAUUGUUUGAUUAAAAUUAAAAAAAAAAAAUACAUUGUAGUUAAUGCACGCGCAGUAACCCUCUUCUUUUUUUAAACUGUCUGAAAAAGUUUUUAUUAGGACUACCCUCAAACUACAAUAAACCAACAUUAUUUUUGAAAUCUCACACACAUUUUCAUAUAAAAAAACAUUAAUACCGUUAACCUGCCACUAUUCACACACUUGUGCCACGUUUUUCACACCAUCUUGGCGACACAUGUUUCAAUCUUCAUACUACUGCCUGCUCAUAUCUCAUCUGCGAUGUGAAGAUCAUACUUAACAGACCCUUUUAUUGCGACUUUAGCGGCCUCUCGGUUGCUGUUGCUCAGCAUGACAAGCAUAUUGAACCGAUUUAUGAGAAGUGCAAUGGCAGUGCGGGAGCAGAAGCAUAUGCGGAGCACAUAUCAUACAUAUGUAUAAGAUAUUUAUGUAUGUAUGUAUGUACAUAUAUACUUAAAUAGGUAUCUGUUUGUCAACAGCGCGGAGGAGUAAACAAAAAUCUGGUGCUGCAGGAUGUCAUCGCUCGGCUGUUGCAGCAGACAAGUGCUGCGUGGUGUGAAUAACAUGUGCAUUUACACAAGCGGUAUUGUCAUUGAAUAUUUUUGGAUAUUUAUAAAUUUUGAAAAUUUUUUGUUGUGUCUGCAAAGAUUUGAUUGUACAUGUGUGCAGCUAUGCGUGUAAUCUUUCAAGUUUCCGGUGCAGAGCAGUGAGAAAAGAAUCAUUGACAUGUGUUGUUGCACACACACAGUCAUCUUCACACAACUUUCUUUGAAUUCUAUUGGUUUUUAAGAGCAUUGCUUUAUUACCCGCAACUCCUUUUUUCUUCCAACACUGCAAAGACACAACUCACAAGCCGAGGAAUGCAUAAAUCCAAGUAGUAUGUGUUUGUGCGUGUGUGUGAGCGGAAGUUAUGCUGUUUACAGUUAGUUGGCAUUUAUUUUCUUCAUUUAAUGACUCUGCGAGUUUACUUUACCGCUCGCUUGUUGUUAUUGUCAUCUUCAUUGGCGGCAGUACUUGAUUUGUACUUGACAUCAAUAAUAAUGAAUUGCUUGAAGUCAUUCGCAUAAAACUACUCAGUGUAGUGCAUAGACAACUCACCUUAGGUUUGCAAUCUUAAGGCAUCAAUUAAGCGCGAGAAUGCAUAUUUGGCUUACAGAAAAGUAUUAGCGCCCAAAAAAACUAGUGUCAAGUGCCCAACCCACGAGACAUUCUAAAAUACUUAAUCAAGGUGUCGAUUUCGCAAGAAUACAUAGCGAUGCUGUCGGCGUCACAUAAAUUAGCAUUCAAAUGCACAGACAAUGCAUGCGAGAAAUCGUGCAUUCUAGGAAAAAUUUGUGCAAGUGACAGAAAGGCUAUGCUUUGAGAUGACAGUUAUUGAAUUUUAAAGUUUAUUAGAACGGGGUUAUGAAUUUUAUAACUCAAAAAAUUUGAGCUAAAAAUUAGAUUUUCAAUUUUUAUUUCCGAUUUUGUGAAUUAAAUUUAAAAAUUAAUUUCUUAUUCUAAAUGUUUAAAAUUAGAAACUGGAAAUUUAAGUUUUAACUGCAAAAUUAUAAUAAAACAUUAAUAAAUGAUGAUGCGAACUCUAGUUAAAAAUGGUAGAACACGAAGUAUGCAAGCGCGAAUAAUGCAAAUUCAGCAAAUUCAUGAAAUUUUUGAGACAUCGAUCUAAAAUUUUGAGCACAACAAUUUCUUCCCAAGGUGCUGCUGAUAUCCUACCACUAUAGCGUAUAGCUGCCAUACAAACUGAACGAUCAAAAUCAAGUGCUUGUGAGGAAAACUUUUAUUUGACAAAAUAUUUUUACGAAAUUUAGCAUAGAAUAUUUUCCAAGUUUUUGUAUGGCAUUUUUUUUUUGUAAAGUCUCGUACGUAAAUCUUUUAUAACUCUCUCUUGCUCUUUACUCUAAUUUCCACUAAUCUCCAACACAAAAUAUUACUACAAUUAAACUUCAUUUUGUCUCUGGUAAAAAUUUCCUACAGACCCUCUAUGCGCAGAUUAGUGUAGGUCGUUCGCACACACGAUGCACCGCAAAUGCCAAAGUUUAUAGACACUCUGGAAUGUUAGCAUACUGGCCUGCAGCCAGCAGCCACAAACCAUCAGGCACCAGCAACAGCAACAGCAACAACAACAACACUACCAAAAGCACUAACAACACCAGCACAACGAAUGGUUGAACGCCAAACGCUAAAAUGCUAAACUACAAACGUCAGUUAGCAGCCACAGUUAUAUGCGGCAACAUGCGGCUCCAACUAUGAAUAUACUGCUUGUGGCGUCAGUUAGUUAGUGGCGACUCACUAGUGCAUACAUACAUACAUAUAUAAUAUAUACUAACAUAAAUGCAUAUAUGCAAGCACAUGAAUUAUGUAAUGUUGCACGUUGCACUACGCCAACCUGCUGACUACCAAUUGAUAUUGUUGUUAUUGUUGAUGUUUUAUCGUUUCAAGUCAGCGCGCUUGGGAAACAAGUUUGCCCCGCAUGGCAAAUUCUUAAGCGGCGGCCAACAAAAGUCAAACAACAUUCAAAUGCCGAAUGCCGACAAUAGGUGCGAGUAACACAAUAACAAGAGCAACAACAACAAUGCGUUUACAAAGAGAAAAGCUGUUCAACAGCAAUAUACCAUGAACAGCUGUAGGCAACAAAAACAAAAAUAAAUAAAUAAAUAAAAUGGAAAACUGUGCGAAAAACUACAACACACAGAGAUUCUUUUGUGCAUUACAAAUGGCUGUUUGUUGUUGGUAGUCGUACAUCCUUGCAAAGGCAAACAAGUUCCACUUUUUCUUUUGCCUCCGCUGCUUGUGUGCAACUUUGAUUUGCGCAUUCCAAUGUGCGUUUUCUUUUCAAUUAUUUACAAACUGGAAGUUGGUAUUGAAAACUAAAAUUUUAAUGAAAAUAUAAUUCUCAAGAGAUUUAUGAAUAUCUGCUUGACAAUUACUAUUUAGAUAUACCUAUAGGGAAUUUUAUUUUUAAGUGUCUAAAAGUAGUGAAUAUUCACAUUUUUCCUAUAGAAAUCUUAUAAUCAUAAUCCUAUAGACUGGUCCGAUCUUUGCUCAGAUCCUUCUAAGAGGCCCUUAAAAUUCUGAUUUUUACAGUUUAAGCCUUGCUAUGCUUUAAAAUGUAAUCUCAUCUGUGAUAUACCUGAUGAACAUCUUUUCCUAAACCGAUUAUUAUUAAGUUUUAGAAACAUCUAAUGUGCAAGAAAAUCUUAAGAGGCGGGUUUUGAGGUUAUGAUAUGAAAAUUAGAUAUUGUCAAGCAUUAUGGUCUCUAUUGAACUAUAACAUAUCAGUAACAAAUGCAACAAUCAAACAUCAAAUUUCUGUGUCCACAAUUUUCCUCUAUCAUGCCUGUUUCGCGCACAUAUAACGGUUCUUAUUGAGAAAAAUCUUUAAUAUCUCAUCAUCUUACAGAUUAAAAGCAGUAAUUAUGACAUAAAAACAAUACAAUUUUCAAAAAAUCGUAAUAUUAAUAUUACGGUUAUUCAGAUUAAAUAACGGCUUUUUAUUGGGUAAAAUCUUCUUAUGUCUCAAAAAGCGCUAACCAAUCAAAACCAUUGAUAUUUGAAAUAAAAUUAGUUAAACCCCUACUUUUCAAAGCUUUAUAAGCUUCUUUUCACCAAAAGCAUAGUUAUAAAUUUCGAAAAAUAUGCAAAAAAUAAUUUUUGAAAACAUUUUUCAAUCAAAAAAAAACAAAAGAAUAAAAUACAAUUAUUCAGAGCAGAAAAAAUGCUUAUCUUUUCAUUAUAUGGAAAAUAACGAAACAUUUUUGGAAAACAUUUGUAUUAUCUGUAACCAAAAUUUCUUCAACCAAUUUUCUUCCUAACAAUUUUGAAUAUUAUUAAAUUGUUAAUUUUAAAGAAAAAUAGAAAUAAAUAAUUUAAAAAAAUGGUUUAAGCAAAAUUAUAAAAACGUGGAGCUUUAAAUAAUCGUAAUAAAAAGGAUUGUGUUAUUUUCAAAAUUUAAAAACAGCUUUUUUUAAAACAGUUUAAAAUAAGAAUAUAGAAAAUAAUCAAAAGGUCAACUAUUAUCCAUCAAACAAACACAAUAAAAAUAAAUAAAUUAAUAAAACAUAAUGAAAGAAGUAAAAUAAAAGAUUUGCAUAUGUACAUACCAGAUAUACAUACAUACAUUGUAUAGUUUAGAAUCUAAACGGUAAACGGUAUGUGUAAACCCAACCAAAAUGCUAAUAUCACAGACAUCAUAUUUACAAUACAGCACCGCAUAGCACGCUGCAGACUGACAGGCCAACAGUCAAUUCAAAAAGAAAAGCAAAAAACUGCAGAUGCCUAGUAAAUAGAUUUACCAUUACUGGGAAAAAAACAAAAACUGAUGUUUGGAGAAAAAUGCAGACUUGGAAGCUACCCUAGCAAACCAAUCAACCAAAACCUACAAAAAAAAAGGUAAAAAUAUUUAUAAAAGAGUAGCUGCGGUGUCCACGCACGAGGCACUAGGCCAUUAACUUCAGCUGAUUAUAUGCUGCUGCCAACGCUGCUGCUGCUACUGCAGUGAAUGAACUGUAAAAGAAUGCAUUUUGUAUGCAUAGCUUGUAUGCGUAUUGUUGUUGUUAUAACAACAAAGUAUGAGGGAAAAAGCAAAAGAAAACCAGCAACUAUGUGUACUUAUAUAUUUAAGUAUACACAGUUACAUAUGUGUGUGUGUGUAUUUGGAAAAUAACUGCAAAAGGGCAGCUGCAACCAACGCACCUUCGAAGAAUUUUCAAUUACAUUGUUUGCAGCUUGCUAUGUUACAUGCUUUAUUUCCUAUACAUGGAUUUUGUAGUCAUCAUUUUUUUUUCUUUAUUCAUUUUUUGUAUCUAUAUACAUAUAUACAUAUGUAUAUACUGUAUCUGUAGUUACAUGUGCGUUGCAUUGCCUGUCGAUCGCCUCGUACUUAGUAGACGAAAGUGUUGUUGGCGAAACGCAUCAAACAAUGUUUUAGAACACGCACUCUUGUCAUUUCCGUUUCACAAUUACAUAAGUAUGUGCAAAUACAACAAACCAACCGUUGCACUUCCUCGAUUCAACUGUCUAACCUGCAUUAAUUAUAUUUUAUUAUUUUCGUUGCCACAUGCACCCGGUUACCUGACGUUAAGGCAUUCCGAGCGCCCACUCGUCAUGUUACUCGUGUCAUUUGCCUUUUUCUUUUCUCUCAAAGCCACUAAUUUAUUAACUUUUGUCUAGGUGCCUUUAUGUGGUAGUUAGUCGUGUCUACUUUGCUAAGUAUUAUUGGUCAAUUUGUCUGCCUACUUUGGUGUGUAAUAUCUGAGACAAGUUCUAAUACAUCAACGUACAUAUACUGGGGUCGCUGCAAUGAGUUGAAAACUAAUGCUGGCGCCACUAAUGGCCUGCUCGUAUAUAAAAAUUAUUUUUUAGUAUACAGAAAAUUAAGAAAUUACUUUAUGCAUAAAUGUCAUCGGUUUCCUCAAAAUAAAUUAGAAAAAUUUGAGGUAGGCAAUCCCUUAUCCACCUAGUAUAAACAAAUACUAGGCGUCUUCGAUUCGCCACUCUGCUCUCUGCUCGCUGUUCUCUUGUCAAAAAUUAACAUGUGAAAGCAAACAAAGCAGUUAACCAAUAAAAUUAUACAUAAGCGUAAACGUUAUAACGUAACAUAAUCUUUAUUUUCCUGAUCUGUAUCUUUAUAACUGAAAAAUUAUACAACAAAUUUACGCCUCAAAAUUAAUAAAAAAUUUAUUCUGACUAUUAAACACCUGACCCAGUAAAUUUAUUAGUACUAGUAUUAGUAAAUCAAACCCAAAAACCCACCCAAAACGAACAGCUGAUCGCCAAGAAAAAAAAAUAGUAUGAAUGCAACAAAUAUACUUGUAUUAUACAUACCAUAUGUACAAAAGCUGAUGAAGCAGAAAAAUAUUCACACAAGCAAAAACGAAAUCAGAGAUAUACAACAAAAUCCCUUAAAGACAACAUAUCAAAAAUUAAAAAUAAAAAAAUAUGAUUUAAGCAAUAAAAUGAGAAGAGCAGUAAAACAAAAAUACACAGAAGUGAAUUAAAAUUUAGCAGAAGUAUCAUGUAAAGCAAAAUAUAAAUAGCGGCAUAAACAAGUUUCGAGCAAAUGCAGAGCAAACAAAAAAAUACGGAAAACAGCCAAAAACCAAAAUUCAUCAAUGCAGUUGUGGGCAGUAAAGUAAAGCAAAAGCAGAAACUGGUACAAACGAUGCAAAGGCAACGCAAAGCAGCAACAAAAUUGUAGCAGUUGAGACAUUCAACCACUAGUUGGUAGCAGAAGCAGCUGAUUCGCAACUGCACAAUGUGCAGCGCCAAAGAGCAGGUAACCAGCAACCAGCUGAAAUAAGCAGGAGAAUAUGCGCGAUUGCGAUUUGUUGAAGUCGAAAUUAAAUUGAAGCAAGCGCCAGCUAUAGCUGCUUGUGUGUACUUCAAUAAAAAGAAAAUAACAUUAAAUGAAGCUAAAAUCCGAAAACAAAUGAGCAUACACAUAUACAUAUGCAAUCAAAAAGCGCUGAGUGAGCCAGCAGUUUAUUGUGCUCAGUAGCAGUGGCAGAGUUCGCCGACAGCGAAAAAGCUGUAAUGGCAAGUGCGCCACUGUUUACAAAGUUUUUAUUACUAUGUUUUUUCUAUUUUUAUUAUUAUUGCAAAAUCCGUGUGCUAGUAAAUACCUUUUUCGAUUGAUAUCGAUUGCGAAUAGCAGCAUUUGCACAUUUUAUACUACGAUAGAUUUUUUAUUUAUUUUAAAACUAGCCAAUCUACCACUGCACACAUUUUUCUCACACCCCAGCUGCUACAACAACAUGCAUUUACGCCAGUGCCUCACCUUUGUUACAAUCUUACAAUGUAGAUUUAUUUUUUUUCAAUUUCGACUUUUCAUUUUCAUAGUUAAAUGCAGUGCUGUAGCACGUCGAAACAUGUUUACUGCAUGCUGUGAGAGCAUUGAGCGAAUAAUAAACAGCAAUGUGUUGUUGCGAAAAACUACUUCUCAGUUAUACAGACAGUGAAUACAGCAGCUGCUGCUGUGACUGUGCUCACCUGCUUAUUAACAAUAACAACAGCAAAAGUAUGGAAGUGUAAUGCAAGUAAAUGAAAUUGUCAAACAGGUUAAAUGUAAACUGCCGACUGCACAAUAACAGAACAGUGGCAGAAUUCAUAAUAACAGUAUCAGAAAAUGUUAAUGGGAACAUUUAACUUGUAAUGGACAGCUGCAUGUCGUCGUCGUACUUCCUUUUUCUUGUCGUUUGUGGUGCUCAAUCGCAAUUAUGCUGACGGUGCAGAAUUGAACGUAUGAGAAAAAUCUAAAAACAGGUAGUGCGCUGUAGUGAUCUGGUGUUUUUUCUUCUUUAAUGUAGCGGUAAAAUAUUGUGUACUGAUUGGAAGCAAAAAAGUUUUGCUAAAUGAGAGUUUCACCAUCUAUUGAAAUAUGCGAAUUUGUAGUAUUGGGUUAGAAUUGUUUUUAGCAUUAUGUAAAAUAUUAUCUAUAUAAUCGCAAAAAAUAAAUAAUUAUGUAUAUAAAUUAAUAAAAAAUAUUUUAAAAAGGUUAAAGUAUAGUUAUACUAAAUAGACAUUUAUUAUUAAAUAUUUGGAAUUUUUCAUGUACAAAUAUUGUGUAAACAUUAUUUUUGCUGUUUUUUUAUUUUUCUUGUUAUAUGCAAUUCUGCAGUUUUUUUCUGGCGCCUCGUCUUAACCGCAUAUAAAAUUUUUAGCUUUUGGUCUCCCAAGGCUAACUACCAGCUACGCAAAAACAAUUGCUUACUGACAUACUUUCAGCUUGUAAAGCAUAAUUGCACUGGUAGAAAAAGCGUUAAAAAUACAUGCCACAAUGUGGCAGGUUAGUGUUGGCAAUAAGCACUAAAAAACACAAAAUGUGCAAACAAAGUUAUGAAAAACUUAACAAAAACUAACGAUUUCAAUGACGUGUUGUUUUGUUUUUUUAAUAAAAAAUUGCAUAUAUCCAAAAUGAAAAAUAAAAUCAUAAAGGCCAACAAUUAGCUUAAAGUGCGAAUUUGUUUAAAGUCCGUGAAGCUUUCAAGUCAUAUGUUCAAAGUAACAUUUUUUUAUAUAAAAAAAUGCGUAAACAUUAAAAUAAUUUUCUUUAUGCAUAAGGUUUGACUGAGCAAGGUGCACGUAUAAUAUAUAAUAUAUAUAUUAUCGAUUUUUCAAACAUAAAGAGUAACCAAUCGAACAAACAACUGGCAUAAAUCAAAUAUACCGUUUAAAUGAGAUAUCGACAGGCUCUCUUAUACUCAAUUAAACUGAACAAAUUGUUGUUGCUUUCACGUGCAAAUUAUUUGACAACAGAAAGAGAAGUAAUGAAUCGAAAACGGUUAAUUUUUAAAUGUAUAAAAGUUAUCACAGAAGUAAAUGUCUGAAAACUAACAAACAAAUUUAACAGGCUUAAUAAAUAUUGGCGUUGUCUAUCAUAAAUGAAUAUAAUUUUGGGUUAGAAAGCGCAUAACUCGGUUUAAAGUCGUAAACUAAACAGUUCUGAAUUUCUAUUCGCCAGCUAAUCUUUUUUAAAACCAUUACUAACUAGUUGGCAUCUGUCACUUCCGCCGGAAACCGUAAUCUACUAAAUUAGCACAAUUUAAAGUUAUUAGAAUUUCAAUACCAAAUCAAAAUACAUACAUACAUAUGAAUAUUAGUAUGAAGCUGCAAGGCAUUUGCCACAACAAUUUACCUGUUUAUUUGUCUAACGCCCGCUUAACUUAAACAACGCCACACUGGCGAUACGAAUAGUUGAAGCAAAACAUUUUAACGAGAUUUCAUGGAAAUUCGAGUGUGGGAAGCUUUUCGACAAAGCAAACAAAAUAAGUUACAAUUCAGCAACAACAACAGCGAAACAUUUUUUUUAAAGCUUAGUUAAAUUAAAUUACCACUAAGCGAUCAACGCUGUGCGCCAAGUUAGAACGCCUGCGGUGGCAAUUAACAUGGCUUUAACAAAAAAAAACUUAAGAAAUUGUGAAACAAAACAAAAACAGCGAUAAGUGAAAAAUGGGAAUUAUACUAAAAGGAAAUGUAUACACGUAUGCAUGUAAGUUUUUUUUAUACUAAAAAUGAAAGCUACCCAAAGAUUAGCUCGCUUCAUAGCUCAUGCCAGCACUAGCUGUAAACUAGUACAUAGAAAUCAACUUGUUAACUAGCGAACAAAUUUGAGCAAAGAAAUAUGCGCCAAUGCCUGAAUAAGUGUGCUCAAUAAUUAUCUUUCAUGGUUUGAAUUUGUUAAAUCAACAAUACCGCCCAGCCAAAAGAGCGCAGCAGUGUUGAAAUGACACAUAACGCACGCGCUAUUAACCACACCGGUGGCUGUGUAUAAUAUUAGUGGUGUUUCUGCUCGUUGUGCUGCCACACGAACAGAAACCCGCCUUAUAUACGCCCCUCGAGUGAAAAAAAGUUUAAUAUAUUAUUUUUGGUGUAUUUUUCUAGUAAAUAACAGAAGAGGAGCUUGAAGUAGAUAGCAAAAAGAAAUGCGAAUGAUUAUAGAGAGGAUGCAAGUAUGAUUAGGCAAAAAAAAUUUAGAAACUUAAAUUUUGUGUGAAAAAUGCGUGAUAUUUGAGUGUGUUGAACCAAAAUUAGCUCAAUUCAUACAUCUUAUCAUUAGCAAGGCUAAAUGUAUUGAAGGAAGGAAUCUUUUCAAUAUCAACAAAAAGCUAGCUUAUAUGGACCCAGAAAGACAAGGAUGCACUUAAUUUUCAAUAUGGCUUUUAAACUCAAGGAAUAUGUGUGUUUACAUUUAAUUAGGGUAUAUUUGAAUUUUUUAUAUAUUUUUGUUUGCAUCAGUUGAUCAAACUAUGAUUUGUAAGACUUUCACAGCUUCGGCUUCCGAAAUUUUCCAACGAAUAUUCCUACAAUAAGUAUUCUUAAUAAUAUUACUAAUUCCAAGUGGCUCAUAAAAUUGAAAAAUUAAUUAUAUAAUCAAUCCCCAUAAAAAUACUUGACCCAAUUUGACAAACUAUAACGCAUAUGGUUCACCACCAAUCUACUAUCAAGAUCACAAAAAUCUUUAAUUAUUAAUAACAAGCUGGUACUUAAAUAAUCUAAUACAAUAAUAUAUAGAAACGGGUUAGGAAAAUAAACAAAUAAAAUUAUCAAAAAAAAAAACAAAAAAAAACGUUAACUUCGGUUGCACGGCAGCUAUAAUACCCUUCACAAAUACAAAAGAUUUCUUACAAUAACUUUGAUCGUUCAAUUUGUAUGGCAGCUAUAUGCUACAGUGGUCCGAUAUCGGCGAUUUUGAUAAGCCACCAGUUUUUCGAGAAAAAAAAGACGUGUACAAAGUUUCAGAUAAAUAUCUCUAAAACUGAGGGACACUAUUUAGACAGACAGACAGACAGACGAACAUGGCUAAAUGAACUAAUGAACUCAGCUCGUCACGUUGAUCAUUUAUACAAUACAUAUACUGGGGUCUCUGGCGUUUCUUUUUGUGUGUUACAAACAUCGCGGUAAACCUAAUAUACCCUCUAUUCAGGGUAUAAAUAUCAAAUAUAAUAGUGAAGUUUCUAAAUUAGUUUCAAAAAUAAUAUUUAUGAAAUUUUAUGUAAUCUCAAGCGAAAAUAACAGCAUGUCACCCUAAAAAAUACCUCAUAAAAUUUCACUACUAACUUCCAAUUAAGCCCUUUUCUAUUUAAAAUUACUCCUGUUGGCUUGCCUCCUACCUUGUUUUUGGUUUUAUUAAGCAUUUUAUUGCCACUCCGGACUCAAGUGCACAUUUUUCACAUUAAUUGAUGGCAAGCGCAUUUAUGGCUUCAAAUGACAACAACGAAUAUGAUUACAUACUCACAUAUGCUUCUAAAAACAAGAAAGCGCUUAACCCAUUAAAGUUGAAAAAAGUAUAAAAAAAAAAUAAUUUCAUUGGAAAUUUUAAGUUUCCAGCACACAAAGCUAGCGCUUGAAACAUAUUUAGCUAAGAAUGCUAAAAAUUACCCACUCAAAGAAUUGAGACAAUAACUGAAGAGGCAGCGCGUCAAGUCAAUCAGCUUUGCAUGGGUCUCCGGGGCAUAAUUUGAGACGCUGCUGAUAUAUGCGACUAAUCAAACGCGACCACAAAAACGCAUUCUCAAGAGCAUAAAAGGCAUUGAUCUUGUAAUCGUUGUUGUUGUUGUUGCUUUUGUAGCUGAAAGCAAUAAAAUCGAGUGGCUGUCAUGCUAUUAAAAGGGUGCAACAUUUUAAGUGCCACUUCGUGAAGCGAUCGAGAGCAAAUUUAGUAGGUGAAGCCGUAGGAGAUAUGAUAUGUAAGAAAUAUACUUUUGAUACACUUAUAAGCGAAUUAUGUGGUUGUUGCAACACAAGAGCACAUUUCAACUAAAUUUAGGCGCAUAUGCCUAUAACACAUGUUUGUUGUUGUAUGGCAACCUCUGGCAUUUGUGCUUUGAUUUCAAAUAUAUUUGCUUAUUUAUUCUGACAUUCUGAAUUUAUUUCUUGUUUUUGUUUUUUUAAAUCUAAAGUCAAUGGAGCUUCAUUGUUUCGAUUUCCGCUGUGAGUUAUGUACCCCCCUCAAAAAAGUACAAUAUAAUAAACUUUGAUCAAACAAAUUAACAUAAAUUGAAAUUCCUGCAAGCGCACUAUUUAUGUAUGUGUGUAUUUAUUUGUCUGAUCGUGUGCUUUUGAAGAUAACACUAAUAAAGUAUGCAAACAAAUUUGUCGCUUGUAUAAAUAAUUGAUGGGCUUUUUGUUAGCUUGACAUGUGGUUGCUUUCCCCUCGAUUUAUUUUUUCGUCUAAAAAUGUUUUUUCUAAAAUUUUCAACGGAAGUGCAGAAAAAGAGUACAACAAAGACAAGCACACGUGUUCAAGAUACAUUAUCCGGUGGCUUUGAUUUAUGUUUUUGUAAAUUAAAAGUCAAAUAAAAUAUUUGUUUGGUUAGAAAUGUCAAUAUGUGGAAAAUGCAGCUGCCCUGCGUCAAGCAAUAUGAGUUGAAAGUAUUAUUAGGAUAUUAUGAAAUGCCACAGCAACCUUAUUUGUUGCUAGAAUAAGUAUUUUAGGUAUAUUACAAAAAUAACAUAGGCAUCGAAAAAUACAUUUUUUUACGAAAAUCUCGAAAAAUCUGAGAGUCAUACUAUUCAAAACAAUGAUACGCCAUAUUCCAUUAUGGUGUGAAACUUGGCUAAAUGUGUCAAGGCUGCAAGUGAGAAACUGUAAAGAUUAUUAUAUUUCCCCACCUCUCCUGCCUUCCUUGGCGACAGGAAGUGCAUAUCUCUACCAAGUGAAAAUAUAAAACAACCAUUGACAUUAAUCCCGCCAAUGCAACAAGUUUGCAACAACAAUAAAAAUGUUGCAGCGUUGCAAAUGGGUGCUAUUACAAAAAAAAAAAACAAUUACUUAUACAACUUCUUACUUUAUUUGCGCGCUUCUCAUCAUUAAUUUCACUUAUACUCUCUUUCCUGGCAAAUGUGUUAAUUAAAGACGCAAUACAAGAUUUUAGAGCAAGCCAGAAUACUUCGAGGAAAUAAGUUUGUUUGAAUUAUUUUUUUAUAAGCAUAUGAAUAUUUGUUUCUACGUUUGUCAUGUGGCGGCACAAUUUAUCAAAACACUGCUUUGUGUCCGCCUGCUUGCCAAUGCCACUACUAGCUUUAGCUACUGUUUUUUGUCAGCAGUAACUACUUUGAGCUCCUCCUCUAAGCUUAAGCUGAGCGGCGACCAAAGAUAAGGUCAAUUAAAAAAGGCAACCGGAAAUGUUUGUCACUCGCUGGCGACAAAGACGACAAGCGCUCACGACAAAUGCGUGUGACAACAAAAGCAACAACAAUCAUUGCAGAUGUGCUGUGAAAGGGCAAAUUAAUUAUUGCUGCUAGUUGACCCUUUUAACAUGUAAGAGUUAAGAUUUCGUUUUCUUAGUAUUUGUUGUUAUAGUUGUAGGGAUUUAAGAAUAUUACAUUAAAUUUUGCAAUUAUUGGUCGAGAAAAUAUAUAACUAACACUUAGAAACUUCAAAAAGAUUUUAAUCACUUUAAUUUAAAGCAGAAAUAUCAUAUCUUCACUUAUGCACUUAUGUUGAAUAUUAACGAUUUCGUCCUACCCCACAAUUUUUUUAUCAUAUUUACAUAUGUAUGUAUAUGUUUCUAUUCUCUCUCCUAUCAAUUCAUGCCGACAGCAUAAAAAUUGCAACGCAUUUCUUAUUAUCAGCGAAAAAAAGUCACAAAUGCAUCGCAUUCAGCGAACACCCGCAUUUUUUGCGCAUUUACUCCUUUAACAGCUGGCCGACCAACCGGACCGGCUGCCCGACCAUGCUUUAUGAUAGCGAAUUCUCUUGAUUCGCGUGCUCAUUACGGCCCUUUUGUAGUUUUUGCGCAUUUAUUUGAGUUUUUUUCUCUUAGUUUUUGCUUUGUUUCCAAUUUAAACUUCAUAUCUUUCAUUUCAUAUAAUCAACCGGAUGUGGUGGUUGCACUGACUUACAUUGUGCACCACAACUCCCCAUUUGCAUUGCCCUGCAGCAUACAACAAUAUUACAUAGUGCUGUAUGAGCACCAACCGGUAUCUCAUAUACAUAUGUACGAGUAUAUAUGUAAGUGUACAGUGCACUCUUCCCCUUGCGAAAUGGCACUUACACAAAAGCAUGAGCUUGCAAUUUACUUUGAUUAUAUUUCAUUUGUUAUUUUUGUAUGUUUUCUUUUUUUUACUUUUUGUUGUUGCAUUAUGCAUAUUACUCAUUGUGGCUAGCUGCUUGCAUAUUCAUUAAUAAAUUUAACUGAAAUGUUACAGCAACUUACAAUUAUGUUGACCAUCUCUGUUAUUAUACAACAGCGGCCCUCUCUGUAGCUGAUUAGUGGCUGUUGUUGUGAGUGGCUUGUUUACCAAUUGCCGGCAUUUCAUUUACAACGGCAAGUAUGCAAUUUACAUACAGGAAUAUGUAAUGAAUUAUACAGAAAUGUAAAGACAUAAGGAGAGUCCUAUACAGGUCGAAAGGUUAAAGAAAAUGGAAAUAAAAUUUGAAAUAAUUAAGUAUAAAUGAAUGGUAGUAAAAUAAAAUAAACAAAGAAAGAAAUUAAAAUAAAUUAAAAUAGGAAAAAAGUUACAAAAAAAAUUAAAUCAAAAUAAACAAUAAAAUAAAGAAAAAUAUAACAAACUUUUAUGAAAUAAAUGAUAUACAAAAAUAGUUUUUAAAAUAUACUAUCAACUUUUAUUUUAAAUAAAAUAAAAUGCAACAGAUGGGAAUUUAAAAAGAUUAAAUACAAACAACAUUCUAUGUUAGAGUUAGCGAAAAUAUCCCGUCAAAUAAAAAAGUUUUCCAUACAAAAGCUUGGCUGUGAUCGUUCUGUUUGUAUGGCAGCUAUAUGCUCGUCACGCUGAUCAUUUAUAUACAAAAAUAUUCUAUCUUCAGACGUUUUCUUUUGGAUGUUGGAAAAACUUCGUGGCAAACUAAAAAAAUCUUGCUGAAGGUAUACCAUAAAUGUAUAUAUACAUACAUACAUAUAUAUCAACGACUUCAUUUUUAGUACUGUUUUCACACAUUUGAACAAUGUUUUGAUAAAAAAUUAAAGAAGUAAUCCUAAGUCAAAGUAUAUUUAGGAAACAUGCUGAGAAAAUCAACAAAAAAUUUCAAAUCUCAAAACAAAUUUCAGAAAAUCCUUGAAAAUAAUUUUCACACCAAAUCAACUAUUAAGAAAACAUAUUUGAAUAGAUUUCCAACAUAACGAAAAGUAGCAAUUUGGCAGCGCCUUAAAACUGUGUGAAGAAGACAAACAAAAAAUAUGAUUUCAACGCCUAUUUAAAAAGAUAGGAGGAGUUUAUCAAACGUUUAUUUAUUUUUACUUUUUCUUAAAUAGCUAUCUUUUUCCAUCAAUUUAGAUAUUAGAACGAAUAGAAUUGUUGUUGUGUGUAUUGAAAAGUGAAUUUUCCAAUAUUCAUUUGAACAGCCAAGCCGAUAAGAAGGUUCGGUGCCUGCCUGCUGCGGACAGUCAGACCUUUCCGAAAUUAUCAGCAUUUGUCAUCAAUAGAACAAACAAAUAUGUGUGUUUGACUGUCCAACAGGUCGCCAGCCUAACUACAUAUGUAGAACGAAUGUCAGUUAGUGACGCGCCUAAAUCAACAGCGCCGAGUAUAAAUGUCAAAGCAUAAAGUAAAUUUAUGACAGUCUUUAAACGCAACUGCAAAGUGUAGUAAUAAAGCAUACUAUAAAUAAUACUCAAAAUAAUAUAUAGAUGAAGUGUUUUAGAAAUAUUUUCGGCAAAAAAGGCGAAUACCAGAUUUACCCCGGACCCGACCCCAAACAAGCCAUCAUGGGCUCACUCGUCUUCUGUAUACAUCACAAGCAGGGCUGUAAAUGGUCGGAUGAGCUUAGAAAACUAAAGGGUCACCUGAACGUCUGCAAACACGAUGCCACACAGUGUCCAAACAAGUGCGGCGCACAAAUACCGCGCAUCAUGAUGACCGAUCAUCUACAGUUCACCUGCAACAUGCGACGCACCAAAUGUGAAUUCUGUCAGAGCGAAUUUUCUGGCGCCGGGCUUGAGGAACACGCGGGCACCUGCGGCCAGGAGCCCAUCUACUGCGAGGCCAAGUGCGGACAGCGUGUACUACGCGGACGCAUGACACUGCACAAGUCCAAGGAUUGUACCAAACGUUUGCGUCGCUGUGUACAUUGUACGCGUGAAUUCUCAUGCGACACACUGCCGCUGCAUGCGGCACAAUGCCCACGCGCCCCAAUGACCUGUCCGCAACGCUGCGACACCGGUGCUAUUGCACGCGGUGACAUGGAGGCGCACCUGCGCGAUGAAUGUAAAGCACUAGCGAUCGCUUGCAGUUUCAAGGAGGCCGGUUGUCGUUUCAAGGGACCACGGCAUAUGCUCGAAGCGCAUUUGGAAGCAAAUGCCGCGGCACAUUUGUCAUUAAUGGUGGCGCUAUCAUCGCGUCAAGGCCAGCAAAUACAAUUGCUGAAAACUGCCGUCUCGAAGUUGUCCAUUAAUUAUACCGGCACUUUAUUGUGGAAGAUCACCGAUUGGUCGUCAAAAAUGACGGAGGCGCGCAGUAAAGACGGGCUAGAAUUGGUAUCGCCACCAUUCUACACAUCACAAUACGGUUACAAAUUGCAGGCUUCAAUGUUUCUCAAUGGCAAUGGGCCCGGUGAAAAUACACAUGUUUCCGUGUACAUAAAAGUGCUGCCGGGCGAAUAUGAUGCAUUGCUGAAGUGGCCAUUCUCGCACUCGAUCACAUUCACACUCUUCGAACAGGGCGCGCAAACAGGACAGGGCGGUGUAGCCGAGUCAUUUGUGCCGGAUCCCACAUGGGAGAACUUCCAGCGGCCAUCGAAUGAACCAGAUCAAUUGGGUUUCGGAUUUCCACGUUUCAUUUCGCAUGAAAUGCUACACAGACGACCCUUCAUCAAGGAUGAUACGGUAUUUCUACGUGUUAAGGUGGACCCCAGUAAAAUUGUGUCGGUCUAAAGUCCCUGAAACUGGCAGGUGUGGCUUUGUUGCAAACACUAUCGCUUUUUUAUGUGUGUUUUUAAUUAAAAUUCAAAUGAAUACUGUGUAUUUAAUAUAGCAGGUAGUUAUGUAAGUGAGUGUAAAAGACAAGCAAUAAUGCCGUCUCGAGUGGUAAACGCAAAAUUAUUCCAAAACACAUGAAAACAAAUUGACAGUCACUGCAGCUUCGCGUGCGUAGACCAAGUAGCUACACUACGUGCAAGCAAAAGCAACAACAAUGACAAAAUGCAAAAGCUAA